Xiphophorus maculatus (southern platyfish) is the source of this 11409-nucleotide messenger RNA. RefSeq names its product insulin receptor substrate 1-B-like. Bases 3168 to 6998 code for a protein of 1276 amino acids. Gene Ontology annotation, molecular function: phosphatidylinositol 3-kinase binding; insulin receptor binding. Gene Ontology annotation, cellular component: plasma membrane; cytosol. NCBI's taxonomy places the organism in Eukaryota, Metazoa, Chordata, Actinopteri, Cyprinodontiformes, Poeciliidae. Gene Ontology annotation, biological process: insulin receptor signaling pathway. The transcript has 4 exons. The record is from RefSeq and is a predicted model, not a curated record.
CUGGGUGUAGAGACGAUUUUAAACAGAGAAAACAGUCAAAUGUCUGAUUUUUCAAUUUAAUACAGCAACAUAAUCCAAAUGAAGAAUAGAAAUAACAGCUCCUAAAGAUGUCUAAAGUUGACCCUUGAUUUCGCUACUGUCUGGAGAAUUUCUGCUGAUUUAAUCACCGUUCUUUGGACAGAGUUGCUGAAUCUGCAGAGGUCAUGCGUCAAUAUAUCCACAUUUCAACAGGAGACAGAUAGGGACUGCUUUUUUUUAUUAUUUAAACAAUAAAUAGACCAGGAUGGACCUCCUGGAAGCGCCAAGGCUAAAAUCUUACGCCACAGUGGAGAGGAGAAGGGAUGUUGCCUUCACGUGCUGUGGGAAUCUUCAGGAGCUCGCGUAAAAAGAAUAGCUAGAGAUGGACAUGCGAAAACACAAACAAAAUAGGAAGAUGUUGGUUAGAAUACUGCUGUAAAUAAUUAUAUAUGAGCUUAUUUAUAAAUACAUAAUAAGAGUUUUAUACUAUCAGCACUAAUUUAGAGUCUGGUGUUAUUUUUUUCAGUUUAUUGUGAGGUGCGAGGGUCAAAUUGACGAAAAAAACAACAACACUAUAGGGACAUUCACCCCACCGAGCAAAAUUGUCACAACAUUGCAGUCUACACACUACAAUUAUUUUUGGCAAAAUCCCUUUAAAAUAACUUUCAAACUGUUCUGAUUUGUGUAAUGAGAGAAACAAAGCAGAAAAGUUUGGAUAUCAGCACCAAAUAUUUUUGGUUUGAAUAGUCGCCUAUUUUCACAUAACAGGUACAGGUAUUGUAUAUCUACACCUGUUAUGCACACUUUUGCAUAACAGGUUAAUUUAAUGAAAAACAUAAUAAGAUGUGCAUUUACUUUUUGAUGAUAUGUGCAAAUAGAAUAGACAGGUUAUAGAUCUUCCAACAUCCAUACCGCUUAAGUUUGCAUCAUUAGUCCAUGAUCAGUGGUUUGGAGUAAAAAAACUUAUUUAUUUUUCUUUGUCUUUGUCUUCAGUCCGUUUCUUCAAUAACUGUUUUCAUCGUUUUAUAUUUCUGCAUUCUUCCCCUUUAGUUGUUUAAGUUCUCCCUUCCCAGGUGAGACUGAUUAGUCCUUUAGUUGUCAGAACUGCGGUGAAGCUCCUGAACGCACCGUGCUCUAGAGUACUAUGGAGGAGAGUUUAGUGAAGGGAAUUCCGGUUCUUUUUUAAGAUCCCGAUGGUUUGGCUCAACUCGAAUCUCCCGAACAGCUCUUUACUUCACAUCUCCUCUAAAUUUCACAUAUGUCAAUGUUCUUAUAGUUAUUUAGUAUGUGUCCAUACCUGCUGCAAAUGUAAAACACUAAUAACACUCCAAGCAUAAAUAAUGUUAUAUAAAUUCUAAAAUAGCUAUCAUUUUAAACCGAUAGCGAAUGAUACAAAAUAAGGUCAAAUCUCACUUCCUAGUGUUGCCUCCAUAAUUACUCCUUCGUUCAUUGUAGCACAUCUAAGAGAAAUAGGUAGAGUGGAUAAAAUAUCCAUAUGAACCCAUUAAGAAGGAAAGUACAUGACGAACUGUCAAUAGUUUGUGUUAUGCAAAUUUUAGCAAUGGCCUUUUGAGGUUUGCUCUCUCUGUGGGGGGUACCAAUGCUUGUCUGCUGGACCCUCACAAUGCGGAAUAAAAAAAUGCAAAGUGAAAUUAAAUGUUACCAUAACUCAUUUCAUCCAAGUAUCUUCAAAGAGUUGCGAUGGUUGGUGAUGUUAUGGCCAAGAAGGAUCUCAGGUAGCAGUCAGUCUUGCAAAGUAUCUGAGGAGGCCUCUGACUGAAGACUGUUGUAUGACAAUCUAAUGAGAGUUAUGAUUUGCUAGCAACUCAAUGUCCAGGCAGUUGAGAUGAUAUUACGCAGUGACAUGUAAUUGGAAAGCAGAGCUAAUCCACUCAUUUGUUUUUGUCAUUCCUCUUUAAAUCUCUGUCUGGCUGUGUCGUCAGAAAACCAUUGGAGUAGGGGAUAAUCGUUACCCAUCAUGAUCAACAAAAGGGAUGGUUUGAACUUUCUCCUUCUCUCUCUGAAGCCUCUUUCCAACUUCUGGGAUUUCAGGUGAUGCCGAUGCUAAUCAGCUGCUCCCAUUUGUAAAAACAACACACUGUUGUCCAGGUUACACGCCAUAACAACUGUCUGAAAGCAAAAAACGUAAAACCAUAAAACCUUCUAGAUGCACAGCAUUAAAACCAGAGGGAAUAAUAAUCCAAACAAGCAAUGCCUCAACAAAAACAGUUACCCACGUAAGUCCAAAAUGCUCGACUAUGAGCUGGACUACAUUCUAGAAAAUGAAUCUGGAAGUUUUAACCCACAUCAGCAGACCAGUUGCAUUCACUGACUUGCAUUUGUGUUUGGUAAAAAGGAUACUGAAGUGCUUCAAAUAUUGUGUAAUCAGUUGACAUGAGUUUCAGCUUUUGAGUCAAAUUACUGAAAUUAAACGAUUUUUAAAAAAAGAUACUCGAAUUGUUACAUCCCCGAGCUUAGGUUGUGUUGGGAUAAUUUUUUCUAGGAACGAAGUAGAACGUUCGCGGAGACGAGCCGGCACGUCGAAUCGGCUCGGUCACGGACUCCUCUCGAAGUGAGCGACUGUGCCGCUCCACGGUAGCAGCUCCGCUUCGCACUUCCAGCCGCCAGAGAGCCGAGCUGAGCAGAGCAGGGCCGGGGGUGGGAGGACAGACGCCUGGGCUCCGUGCGCUGUGAUGUGCAGCAGAUGGGAUUAACCCGCUCAGACAGCUCUGGGAAACGCUAAUAGUAGUAGCGGUAGUAGUGGAGGAGAGCAGGGAGGUGGCGGAGGAGAGGGGGGAGCCCCGCGUAAAAGCUGCGCCGCACGUGGAAAACUUGCGCUGUUCCGUCCCUUGGAGAGAAAACAAGCUUCCAAAAAAACAGACGCCAACAAACAGACCCGGGUCCAGACUCGCAGCAGCCGUCCGGAUCGACCUCUAGCACUCCUCGCGCACAUGCCUGCUGUGUUGAUGUGGAGGAGAGGGGGUCAGCGGACCGGGGAGCAUGUUUGAAUCAUCUCGCUGAAAGUUGCAGGGGAAAGCCAAUUCCAGCUGACCAUCUCGCUUGCUUUUCUUUCUCUUUUGUUGUUGUUGUUGUUGUUUAGUUUUUUUCUUUUUUUGUUGUUGUUUUGCUUUGGUGGAAACCUAAACUCGAUGGAGGGCCAAGCGGGCGAGCUGCACGGCAACGAGGACGUGCGCAAGAGCGGCUACCUCCGCAAGCAGAAGUCCAUGCACCGGCGCUACUUCGUGCUGCGCGCCGCCUCGGAGCGCGGUCCGGCCCGCCUGGAGUACUACGAGAGCGAGAAGAAGUUCCGCGGCAAGGCCCCCGUCCCGAAGAAGGCGGUGGCGCUGGAGACGUGCUUCAACAUCAACAAGCGGGCCGACUCCAAGAACAAGCACAUGAUCGUGCUGUACACCCGGGCGGAGAGCUUCGUCGUGGCCGCGGAGAACGAGGAGGACCAGGACGAGUGGUUCCAGGCCAUGGUGGAGCUGCAGUGCAAAAGUAAAAAUCCUAAUGACAGUGCGAGUUCAGGGGACUACGGAGCGCCAAAUCCAGGACCUGCGUUCAAAGAAGUUUGGCAAGUGAAGGUGUGGCCUAAAGGCCUGGGUCAGCUCAAGAACCUGGUGGGCAUCUAUCGCCUUUGCCUUACUGAAAAGACGGUAAACUUUGUGAAGCUGAACUCCGACGCAGCCGCUGUGGUGCUCCAGCUGAUGAACGUCAGGCGUUGUGGACAUUCAGAAAACUUUUUCUUUGUCGAGGUGGGACGCUCUGCUGUGACGGGCCCCGGCGAGUUUUGGAUGCAGGUCGAUGAUUCUGUGGUGGCCCAGAACAUGCAUGAAACCUUGCUGGAGGCCAUGAAAGCCCUGAGUGAGGAGUUUCGCCAGCGCACAAAGUCUCAGUCAAACUCUGGUCCUGGAGGAGGUGCCACAGCUUCCAAUCCUAUCAGUGUUCCUUCUCGCCGCCACCAUCCCAAUCCCCCUCCAAGCCAGGUGGGCUUCCUCCGCCGUCCCCGAACUGAGCCUACCUUAGGUGCUAACGUGGGAGCUCCAUUAGGCAGUUCCAGUGCCUCUCCCACACCUCGGCACAGCUUCCCGAGGUCCCGCACCGCCAGUGAUGGAGGGAAAAGUGAAGAUGGGAUAGCAGGAUCCACUCCGCUACACGGUGUAAACACAAGUCCUUCUACCAAUGGCUCCUGCUCUACCACCCCAAUCCUCAGGUCAAAGUCAGCCCGCUCAGUCCCAACCACAGCUGCUAAAACUCCUUUUGGGUUGAUGCGUUCCAUUUCAACUCCAACCCCAUCCCCAUCACCAGCCCCAAGUCUCUCGUCCAGCUCUGGGCAUGGAUCUGAGUUUGGAGGUAUCACAUCUGCUGGUCCUGUUCCAGGGUCUGGUGCUUAUACUCGUGUAGCCUCUCAUCAUACCUCAGUCUCGUGCUCACCCAGUGAUUACGGCUCCUCAGAUGAGUAUGGUUCCAGUCCUGGAGAUCACACGGUUCUACCCUCUCCAAGCCUGCCAGGAAGCUCUAUCAGCAGCACUGGCAGCCAGUGCCUUGGUGAGGAUGGAGCAAAUUACAUCCUAAUGGGUCAACGAGGUGGGACCAGCAGUAGUGUCAGCAACAGUAAUCAAGUCAACAUGAUGUCCAGCUCCCAGCCUGUGCCAGGAACACCAACUAAUGGCUCACUGCCCCAGACUAGGAGAGUACUGCGUCGAUCUUCUAGCCGUGAAUGUGAGGCUGAACGCAGGCUUCUGAGCAAGCGUGCAUCCUUGCCUCCUAUGGCCCUGGAAAGACUGGCCCCACACCAGCGCAGAGCUGAGGAACCUACAGAUGAAGAUUCAGCUGAUUAUGCCAUUAUGUCAAGGAGCACCAGUCGGGAGUCCUUUGCAUCUACCUGCUCAUCUGUUCAAAGGGAAUCAGCCUUAGGCACUUGUGUAGGGGGAGGAGGGUACUUGGAUGUAGCAGGAGAGUUAAAAACUGAUGGUGGUCCAGGAGCAAUUGCAGGUGUGGACAAUGGGUACAUGUCCAUGCUACCAGGAGUCACCCAGCCUCCCGUUUCCUCAUGUCAGACAAUGACUGUGUGUAUUCCAGAAUCAGAUUCCAAACCUGCUGAUGACUACAUGGCCAUGACCCCCAACAAUAGCGUGUCUCCCCCGCAGCAGAUUCGUCCCCUGCCGGUGUCUGACGGCUAUAUGAUAAUGUCUCCCAACAGCAGUUGCUCCCCUGACCAGCGUGGAAGCCUCUCUGAAGGUGCUUGGGUUGGCAGUGCCGAUAGCAGAGCUGGUAGCGACUACAUGAACAUGUCUCCUAUUAGUGCACCUUCUGUGAAUGGCAGUCCCCCUCAAAAUGAGCACACCUGCCAUUUAGAUACCAGUUUGCAACAGCCGCCUCCAAAGAUGGUGUAUUCCUAUUAUUCCCUUCCCAGAUCGUACAAACAUAAUCCCACUUCUGGGCUUUUUGAUGAUGGGCCCGGACGAGGUAGACGCCCCAAUGGGAACUGUAGCAGAGGAGGAGGUGGCAGCAGAAACUCAGGGGGGCAUCUAGAGCAACCAAUUGGCAGUUCAGGGAUUGGACGGCACCAAUCACUCUCUUCAUCCUCAUACUCCUCCAGCUCAGCUAGCAGUGAGAGUCUUGGAGAGAACGAUGACAGGACUAACCAGGCUCUGGGUAAUGUGACAACUGGAUCACAGCCCAAAGAGGUGAGCAAGAUUACUCAGAGACGGGGCUCUGGUGGGUUAACAAAGCAAGGUAGCCACUUUAGAAGCAGACCAGUAAGCCUAUUUGUAGAUGUAUCUAAGGCCAACACUCUUCCUAGGGUUCGUGAGAAUCCCUUGCCCCCAGAACCUAAGAGCCCUGGAGAGUAUGUAAGCAUUGAAUUUAAAGGGGAGCAGUGCAGCCAGACUGGUGUAGGAGUUGGGCGAGGUAGAGGACUGAGACAUGGAUCAUUGCUGAAUCAUGGCUCAAGUCACCAGCAUUCUCAAAACAGACCAGCUCCAUCUCUAGAAACCUUUAUUCCCCUGUUUCAUAGUCCUUCUGCCCCUGUCUCUCCACCAACUCCAUCAGAGUACGUCAACAUGGACCCUGGCCCUUCACCAUCCCCUUCCCCCCAUUCCAAUACCCAGUUAGUUUUUCCACCUUUCCACACCCCUCCCACACCCCCAGUUCUUGCUCAUGCCCCUAAAACCUGUACGGAAGGUACUGAUAGUCUGUGUCAAGGAACUGUUGAAGUUGCUGAGCCACCUCUUCGGAAAAGCAGAGACAGUGUUCCCUCAGUGAUUGAGACAGAGUCUCCUACAUCCUGCGGAGACUACACAGAGAUGGCUUUCAGCUUGAGCAACAAUACUGCCCCUCGGUCAUCACCAAGUGUCUCCCCCAAAGUCCCCUCUCCUACAAGAACUGAUCCUUCUGUUUCAGUGCUCUCCCGGGGUCUAGACUUCCCUCUAAGCAAAUCAGGACUGAACCCAGACCAGGGUGCUAAAGUAAUCCGUGCUGAUCCCCAAGGACGCAGGCGGCACUGCUCGGAAACCUUUGUGGCCACACCCUCCCUGUCCACCUCUGCUUCUACUUCUUCUUCUACUGCCUCCCUCUUUCCAGAGCACAGCCAGGCUGUUUCCCGCCGCCUCGGCUUUGAGAGCAUGUUGUGGGGGAACGGUGCCGUCACUGAUCCUCCAACUCAAAUUCCACUCCCUGCACAGCAGUCACUUCCCACAAACAAUCAGACAUUAUCCACAGAGCAGGGUCUUAACUACAUAGACUUGGACUUGGUCAACAAAGAGAGUCCCCACGCUGGCCUGGAAGGUGCCACAGGAGGCCAGCCCCAAUCUCGGCUGUUCUCUGUUCUUGGUUCGGGCUCCAUGGUUGGGGGAAUGGGGGCAUCAGCUGGAGGGAGCAGCAGUUCAAGCCUCAACACGUACGCCAGCAUUGACUUCUACAAAUCCGAGGAGCUACGGACACAUCAGAACGGGAACAAAGAGGGAACAGAGUGCUGAUGUCAGCGAUUCAUCCUCGGAGAGACAAUCUGGUAUCACUCAAAGCGCUUCGAUGCUCCACCUUUUCCUCCUCUGACAGCCAAUCAGACGGACAGAGCUGCUGGAUUGGACGCAACCCUGAAGCACUUUGACAUAAACUGAUGGAAAAUGUACUUUUUUGUUGUUUUUUUUGUCCUCUUCGCUUUCAUCCGGUUGGUUGAGCAAACCUACAGGGAUGUGUGCCAAAUGAUAUUCUUAAAGAGUAAUUCGCUGCUCUCAUUUCAUGAAGUGAAAGCCAAUCAGAGGACGGUACCGAAUGGAGAAUAAAGUGGGUUUUUUGCGUGUUUUUCUCUCUUUUUUUAAACCUCUAAUGACAAAAAUGUACAAAUUUGGCUGAGUGGUAUGUUUUAAAAGAAAAAGAAGAAAAUAUAUAAAUCAUAGCUGCUCUAAAAGUGCCUCAUUUUCGUAUUGUAGCCAUUAUAAAAGCUAAAGCUUUGGGUUUUGUUGUUUCAUUCUUGACUUGAUGUAAUUACAACUGAUGGUGCUGAUAGACAUCAGAAGCAUUUUUUUUUUUUUUUAAACCACCGAUGCGUUCAUGUCAUAUAGGAUCAAUGCAAGAGAUUGGAAAGUUUGAGCGCUAACGACUGAUUUUUAUACACAAAAUAUUUAAAGUUUCUCUAAUCAGAAACAGUCAUGUUUUUAGAAAAUAUGCCAUCUAAAAUUCCAGACAGAUGCUUUGGUUUUAGUACAGUAGGACCUUUGUUGUGCCCUUUCCUCUAAAAAAAAAAAAAAAAAAAAAGAUAUAUAUAUGCAUGUUAAACUUUUUAAGUUGAUAAUGAGCCACAGCUUGAGGUGAAAAAACUAAUUAAUAUGAUCUGCACAUUUCCUAAUUUUAUUGAAAUUAAAUUUCCAAAGUGACUAAAUGUUAUUUACCUUUAAGUGCAUAUCACCAGUGAUAUCUCAUCAGUAAUACUUAAAAAGACUCAGGGCUGUAUUUUCAUUUAAUAUAUAUGUAUUAUUUUAUUUACUGAGGUGCUAGCUAUUUUGAUUAACAAAGUUUUUGGGUACUUCUGCCACUGCCAGUGUUGACGUUUAUCGGAAGAAAGGAUGUAGAGAAAGUAAAUAAGACAUUCAUCAAAUGAACCCCUUUAAUGCAGAAAAUCAUUGGUUCCCAGUGUCGGCACGUUUCCAACCGUUUAUGUAACUCGUGUGUAAAUAAGCAUUUGUAAUUCCAAAGAGUCACUUGUUUAUGAGUGGUUAAAAAAGGAGAACUAUCUGUAAUGCACAGAUUUUUGUAAAAAGUAUAUUUUCGUAAUUGUAUGCCAUAAACUUUUUAAUUGGGCAUUUCUAAGUAAAGUUUUAGCAUAUAUGCUAGGACAGAAAUCAGCGCUAUCGCUUAAGAGAAUGUAAGACAAUUCAACAGUCUAUUCAUUUAUUUAAAUUAGAUUAAUCACGUUUAAUUAACAAACUCGGGUCUUUAUUUUGUUAGAUUUUUCUUUUUUUUUUUUUUUACUGCGAUAUUAUUAGUUUCAAUAAAGAAAAAUAAUUCUGGAAUGUGGCGCUAAUGCAGUCAAAAGAAGAUUUGUAUUUUCUAUUUAUUUUUUAAGUGAUCAGUCAAUACCAAUGUUUGGCACUCUUGGCUUGCCAUACUUUAUUACAGAUUGGACAAGCACUGAAGUUCACCAAGGUGACACAAAUAACUCAUAUUUAGCCAUUCAUAGUUUGAUCUGAAGUUAUAAUGCCUGAAAAUGAGGAGUGACCAGACCUUGUCAGGGUGAGUUAAGACGUGUAUUUUUAACACAUGCCGAUGUGCAUUGCCCAUUUGACUGUGGGCAUCUAAAACUAAACUUUUCUAAGUUUCUUUAUAGUUUUAUAGGAACUUUGUCAGAAUUUAGAAACAAACUUUGUUUAGCUGUGUCUGCAUGAAAAGUUCUCAACAAAAUAAAAAACUUGCUACAACAAUAACUCCAAUAUGACAUGAAUGCAAAUAUAUGUAAACGGUACUCGCAACGUGCUAGCCUUCUUUCCUACUGUGAGAAAUAUUAGCUAAGCUGCCAUUAGCUCUCUGCUAAUCCAUGUGUUGCAUUUUGAUGCUUAUACUUUUCCUCCUGACUUCUUUUUUCUUUUUUUAACUGUUUACUUUCAUAUUUGCUGUUCGGUGAGCCAUAAAUGAAAAGUGUUCAAAUCCACAGGCUUGAAAGAAAAUGGCACUUGUAGCAGGGAAUAGUGUAGCUUGCUCGCUAGCUUAAAGCCAGCUGGCUCAGAUUAGCAUAUUAGCCUGGACAUAAAUUCACUGUCCUGCUGACCACAACUGGGGUUAGACCCCCUGAUAUAUAGCGACACAAUCCCAUUAGUGCUAUUAGCUUUAGACAGUCGCUUAAUCCCGUUCGUCUCAGGAUGCUAAAUAACAAACAGUACACAGAGCCGAGGACACUGUCCCUGUCAAUAGCCAUGAUUAUGCUAGCUUUGUAUGGUCAGCAAAUAUUGAUUUUAGCAUCUGUAAAUGGGCUAGGACUCGAUCUGCUUUUGCAUAAAUCUGACAGCCAAGUUGUUCUCAGUUGUUAAUGUACAGCACCAAUCUGUUUUAGGAUGUUUCAUUUGUCUUUUUAAACUGAUCAAAGUGAAAGUGCUUUAGCCUCUAAAUCCUGCUUAACGACUCCUUCUUUUUCUCCCUUUCCUUUCCUCUUCGCUUGCCUCUUUACUUUAAUCUUCGCUAUGCAUAAGCGCUGAAGUGCCUGUCCUAUUUCCUAAUCUGUCCUUCUCUUUCUCUCUGCCCCAUUUUAGCACAUAGCACUAAUACAUUUGUCAUAGCAGAGUAUAACAUGUCUAUUUUUGUGUCUAUUUCUCGGCUGUACAGUUGUGGCAGAAAAGUAACUUGCUUCAGUUUGUUCUGUGUAAAAUUCAUCUGUCAGCGGUCGUGGUCUUGAUCCCAGGAUCCGAGGACUUGAUCAUCACGUUGUCAGCAGUGCCAAAACACAGCAGCAGCAAAACUGUGCUGCUCCUGUCUCCGACACCACCUCAAGAAGCAACCUUCAGUACUCAAUUUUGGACACUUUGCUUUGUUUUAUGAUUGAAAUGUACAUUUUGAUUGUUUUGCAUUCUGUCGCUGUUUGGCAGGAGGCUACUCUCGCAUAUCUCUGCCCACAGUCGGCUGAUGAGGCUCUCUCUGAGAUAAAGGUCACUGUGGGAAACUUGUGUAUGCGUUAACCUUGAAUUUGCCUAUGACUUUGACUGGAGGCUUGUAAAAAAAAAUGCAUGGAGAGAAAGAAAAGGCCACCAUGGAGACAUACAACUUAAGUCAGAAUACAUAUGUCUGUUUAGUAUAAGGAGAUAUACACCGCCUUUCUUAAUAAUUCAUACCAAUUGAAGUUUUUCAUAUUUUUUUGCUGUUACAACCUCAAACUUUGAGUAUGUUUUACUGGGGGUUUUAUGUAGCACAUCAUCACAAAAUAUUUCAGAACUGUGAACUGAAAGACAAAACAGUUUUCAGGAUUUCUUAAAGAUGAAAUUGAGAAAAGUUUUUUCUCAGCAUGGUAGGGGAACACGUUGAAGCUUUGAUGUGAACAUCAGUGAUUUAUUGGAGUUUGGUCUGGACCACUUUGAUACGUAGAUACGCUUUGAUUUGAUUUAAACCAAUUUAAACAAUUGUUGCUCUGGCAACAGUAUUUAUGGUUUUCCUGCUUGAAGAGGAACCUCCGUCUCAAAGUUUUUCUACAUCUAGUAGAUUUCUCUGCAUUUUGCUCCAUCACCUUUAAAUCAAUACAGAUCAGAUUCACUGACCCUGCUGAAGAAAAGCAUUCCUACAGUAUGAUGCUGCCACCGCCAUGUUCCACAGUGGUUUGCUCAGGAAUUGCAGUGUUAGUUUUCCACCACACACUGAGAUUAAACUGCACACGCUUCAUUUCCUUACUAAUUAAGGACUUGUAAAGGCAAAUGGCUGCACUGGAUUUAAUUUAGGGACAUUGAAUGAUGAAGGGGUGUGUAUGUGUGUGUAAAUGCACAUAACAUUUUUAUUACAUUUGUUAUUUGGGCGCUACUUUAUGGCGGUCCAUCACGCUGAAUCCCAAGUAAAACACAUUAGAAUUUGUGGUUGUAACAUGAAAUGUAUUUUUUUUUAAAACUGAAGGGGUUUGAAUGCUUUUUCAAGUCACCGUAUCUCAUGUGUUUGCCUGCCUAUAAGUCCACAAACUUUCUCAGACCGGUCACACGACGUUUCAGACUCUGCAGCGUAACAAUGCGGCUUUAUUUAUGAGCUGAUUGGGAUCUGUGGGUGGAAUUGCUCCGAAUAAUUCAGGAAAGAAAAAACUGUUUGAUCCUGAUGGCAGACAUCAUUCCAGCAAAACCUACGGGCAAACAAAUGAGUCGAAACUGUAAUGUACUUUGGAGAUGUUCUCAUGUGGUAAUGCCGUUGUUUUCAGCCAAAUGCUUCAGU